AGCGUCGGUCCGCGGAAAAUUGUAAAAUCAUAAUUGUCCGGGAGUAUAUUUUAUUUAGCGCGUGGUUAAAACAAAUAUGCGCAAGCGUAAAAUGUAUAUAAACUAAAAACAUCACACGACGCGGAAACUAACAAGGAAUUACAGCUGUUAUCCGGUGUGCCCCAUCAGACCCCCCACCCGGCGCUUGAGUAGCAGCUUAAAAUGGAUGUACAAGUCAAGCAUAGAGAUUAGUCGAAUCCUUUGAAUUCUAAAUUCAAGAUCCUAAUUUAAAUUAGCCAAGUAGCAUAGCCUAGCCCAGGGCAUCAUCGCCUAGAAGAACGGUUCCAAGCCACCAGCAUUGUCACGUUCACACAAACCCCCCUCAACCCCCCCACCAGAUCCAGAUCCAGAUCCAAAAGUCAAUCAGGGAUCCUCUGAAAAUAGUUCACUAAGGGUCACUGGCAGGCAACAUGACGACCGACACCCGCCGACGCGUCAAGUUGUACGCGCUGAACGCGGAGAGGCAGUGGGACGACCGUGGCACGGGCCACGUCUCCUCCAACUACGUGGACAGAUUGAAAGGCAUCUCGCUGUUGGUACGCGCCGAAGCCGAUGGAUCUCUGCUGUUGGAGAGCAAAAUCCAACCGGAUACCGCCUACCAGAAACAGCAGGACACCCUGAUCGUGUGGUCCGAAGGUGAUAAUUUCGAUUUGGCAUUGAGUUUUCAGGAAAAGGCUGGUUGUGACGAGAUAUGGGAGAAGAUAUGUCAGGUGCAAGGAAAAGAUCCUUCUGUAGAAAUAACACAGGACAUCGUGGAAGAGUCGGAGGAUGAGCGCUUUGAGGACAUGUCAGACACGGCUCCGCCGAUCGAGCUGCCGCCCUGCGAACUGUCCCGCUUGGAGGACAUUUCGGAGACGAUACAAAGCUGCCUCUCAACUCCACUCCGAAAGGAGAAGCUAUCGAUGGCCCUCGAGUCGGAGAGCUACAUCAAGAAACUGCUGAACCUGUUUCAUGUGUGCGAGGACCUCGACAACACCGAGGGUCUGCACCAUCUCUUCGAGAUCUUCAAGAACAUAUUCUUGCUGAACAAAAACGCCUUGUUUGAGAUCAUGUUUGCGGAUGACACCAUUUUUGAUGUGGUUGGUUGUCUCGAGUACGAUCCGAGCGUGGCACAGCCGAAGAAGCACCGCCAGUAUUUGAAACAAUGGGCCAAGUUCCGCGAGGCGGUGCCGAUCCGAAACCAGGACCUGCUCGCCAAAAUCCAUCAAACGUUCCGAGUGCAGUACAUUCAAGACAUCAUCCUGCCCACGCCAUCGGUCUUCGUCGAGGACACCAUGCUGAACACUCUGUCCAGCUUUAUAUUCUUCAACAAAGUGGAAAUUGUGACCAUGAUCCAGGAUGACGAGCGUUUCCUGCUUGAUGUCUUUGCCGUUCUAACGGAUCCCGCCACCGGAGAUGCUAAGCGACGCGAUACGGUCCUUUUUCUGAAGGAGUUCUGCAACUUUGCACAAAACCUGCAGCCUCAGGGCAAGGACUCGUUCUACAAAACGCUCACCUGCCUGGGCAUCCUGCAGGCGCUUGAACUCACGCUUGUGAUGAACGACAAGAAGACAAAAUCGGCCUCCAUCGACAUCCUGACGGCCAUCGUCGAGUUCUCCCCGCUGGUCGUACGCAACUACACUCUCAACCAGGCCAAUAAGCCAGAGGGGGAGCGUAUGUUGCUGAACAUUGCCAUCGAACAAAUGCUAAACGACUCUGAGCCCGAACUGGGCAUUGCUGUGCAGUUGAUGGGCAUUGUGAAGAUCCUGCUGGAGCCGGAGAACAUGCUAACCGAAAAGGGUGAUUUCCUAAACUUCUUCUACAAGUACAGUGUCCAGACGUUAGUGGCUCCUCUGAUGCUGAAUACGAUGGGCGAUCGUCCGCAGAACGAGGACUACCAGACGGCCCAGUUGCUGGGUAUAGUUUUAGACAUUUUGUCGUUCUGCGUGGAGCAUCACAGCUACCACAUCAAGAACUUUUUGCUGCAAAAGGAUCUCCUCAAGCGAAUUCUGGUGCUGAUGAAGAGCACACACACGUUCCUUGUCCUCGGCGCCCUGCGGCUGCUUCGCAAGAUUAUUGCACUCAAAGACGAGUUCUACAAUAGACACAUUGUCAAGUGCAAUCUUUUUGCGCCUGUGGUGGACGCCUUUAUUCGCAACAACGGUCGCUACAAUCUGCUGGAGUCGGCCAUUCUGGAGCUGUUUGAGUUUAUAAAACUCGAGGACAUUCGCACCCUGUGCGUCUACUUUGUGGAGAACUUUAGCAAGAUAUUUGAUGAAAUCGAAUAUGUGCAGACAUUCAAGUACUUGAAGAACCGCUACGAUCAAUACCAGGACCGGCUCAAGGACCGUGACAAGAUGGAGAACCGAACGGACGGUGGCCCGCCCAUCAUCCGCAGCGGUGGCCGGUUUCGUCGGGACCAGCGCCAAAUGGAGGAGGAGGAGGAGAUGUGGUUUAACGAGGAGGACGACUUCACCGAGGAGAUCGACACCUACAACAACGUCAUUAAAUCCGUCAGUGAAAAGAACGGCCCGCAAACACAAAACCAGCAGCAGAAAUCCUCACCGCCACAUGGAACGUCGCCGCACAGUGGUCUUCUGGGUAACCUGAAUGCUAGCGCAACAUCUACGUCCACAUCCGCCUCGUCAGGAGCUCCCGUGGCCAGUGGCAGCAGUAGCCCCGAAGCGAGUAUCGCCGACGAGCAGACUCAGGCGGCGGUACAUCUGGCUGCCGCUGCCAACAUUGCGUUGCAGCACCACCAGCAACAGCAGCAACAACAACAGCAGCAGCAGCAGCACCCAUUCCAGCAACAGACUCAGCCUGAAAUCGCAAAACUGCAACAGCAGCUUGGCAAUGUGGAGGCGCCGCAAAGUCAAGACCUUGAUCUGGUGCAAUCGACGGCAGCGAAUGUAUCGCCAUCGUCGUCAUCCUCAUCCUUGGAGGCGUCAACGUCCGCGUCGUCGUCAUCAUCAUCCUCUUCCUCGUCAUCCUCGUCAUCACCACCAGGCCCCUCAGCAUCUCUCUGCGAUUCGGCGACGGUGGCAGCGGUGGCUGCCUCACAGUUUCUUUCAACAAUCGCUACCGCAAUGGCGGCAUCCGUUACGGCAGCGGCGGCUACCACCUCAUCCUCUAUCCCGUCGGCGGGACCGUCUGUUUCCAGUCCAGAUACCGAUGCAGUUGACGUCCAGUUGUCGGCUGGCGACGAUGCCAACAGCCAGGACAGCUCGGGAGAUCGGGACACCAACAACACAGCCGAUGCAGCAAGUAGCGAAGCAGACAAGGCGACAGCCAAAAAGGGUCUGGUGGACUACGAAAGCGAUUCUGGCGAGGACGACUACGAGGAGGAUGAAGAUUCCGAGGGGCCACAAGCACAAAAGCGCGCGCGUCUGUCAUAGUUAGCAGACAUCGAGCAUGUCGACGACAUCAAUUAUAAAUUAGUACCCACGUAAACACACACACACAGCAAACAGCAGCAAACAAUAAACAGAACAGAAACAAAAACAGAAAAUCACACCAACGAAUGUUAGGAUGGCAUAUUGGCAGACGCAGACAGACGACACGGCACACACAGCUGACAGCGGUACGAUGUAAGAUCGAACAAGGAAAAAACAAAAACAAAAACAAAAACAAAACAUACAAUUAAAUUUUAGCAUAAAAUUUAUUUUAAACGAGAAAACAGAAACAUUUAAAGUAAACGAGAAAUUAUAUAAAUUACUUUACUAAAUUAAACAAGUACAUAUAAAUAUAUAUUCAAGUAUAUAUAUAUAUAUUUAUAUAUAUAUAUGCAUAUGAGAACACAGAUAACUAUAGAGAGAUCCGCAUCCUCGUGCGAGAUGCAUUAAUGCAAAUGCUGCGCGCGUUGUUUGGCAGAUUAAAAGAAGCAUUAACGAAACAAACCAAAAUAAGCAUGUAUUUAGUAGUUAAAAGCAAACCCAGACGACCAGGACGAGAGCUGUCAGGUGGUGUAGGACAUCUGUAUACAACCAGCAUUCAUAAUCGCAACUACAUACAUAUGUCGCUUGCUAAGUCCUCCCCCAAGUUAACAAAUCCUCUCCAGUUGGCUGCUGCCCCGAAAAUGUUGUGUGGAAAAGCAAUAAUCAGUUUUGUGCAAUAUUUUAUGUGUGUGUCUGUGUUUAUAAGACAAUUGCAAUAUAGUAUAUGUUUUACCAAUCGUAGUUCUAAUGUUUACACUUAAUCGCUGUUACCUAUUCUAUCUGAGAACACAAAGAAACACACUUUCCUGCCAAUCGCACUAUCACGCCUUACAGCGUUGUUUACAACCAGCAAUUUAGGUAAACAAAUCUUAUCUCGUCGAGAUGCUCUGUUCGAGUUGCUGCUGUAAAUUGCACUGUAACUUUGCAAGCAACGUAAAUAAUUGUAAUUAAUUUUAAUUUCUUUCGGUGUAAACAAUUCAAACAGCGAAUAAUAAGUAUUUUGUUAAGAGUCGUCGUACGAAAUGUUGCAAUUGUUUUCUAAACAUCAAAACAGAACCAGUGGCCGGCUGGACAAAUUUUGUUAACUAACCCAAGAGUUAGGCGCAGGAGGCACCCUUCAACCCAUUGAACUUGUAUAUAAUUUAGUAAUUUUCCACGCCCAAUUUGUUGAGAAACUGCCCAUGCACCACAGAUGACAACCAACAGCCAUUGCGGUAAUCCGACGUUUGUAAAAUACCAAGCAGAUUGAGAUGCCUAGUAGUUGACUCUUUUGAACGGAAACUCUUUUUUGAAAGGAACUAAGCGAAGCGUUGUCUGACUGUAUAAGAAAUAACAAAAACAAAAACAAAAGAAAAAUAAUUGUUGCGUUACCUUUGCAUUAUUGAACCAUAAACCAACACACAAACACAUCAAUAAACAACUAAUUAUAAUGAUACCAGAUAAACUUAAAGUUAAACUAAAGUGGGGGAAACAAACAAAUAACACGUAACAAUAAAGUGAAAGUAAAAGUAAAAGUAAAGUAUAGUCUCCUUACGUUUUUCCGAGUAAGCUAUUUUUUUUGUCCACCUUAACUAUAAUAUUAAUUUGUACUAAACGAAUGUAGUAGGGUUCACCAACUUGGGGAAGACCAUGCCCAACGCUGAACUACCAUGAAAUCCAUGAGGGAGCCACAGAAAACGUACAGAAAAGUAAUAAAGUUAUUUGUUAAAUACAUCAUAUAUCGUAUCUGCCAUGUGCGUCUGCGUACUGUACUACAUUUAUUUAUUUUAGUAUUUAAAUUGCAAUUAAGGAGAACUUGUCACUGCAAAUGGUUUCCCCCCUUUCUCCAAUAUACAUACAUAUAUAUAUAUUAUAUGAUGUAGGUGUGUGGAGUUCGAACAUACAUACAUAUAUCCUUCCAAGUUGUUGUUUUUGUUUGUCUGCAAAUUGAGCAACAAUUACAAUACGCAUCCGCGAAAAAAAAUCAUAAAACCAGAGAGAGAGAAAUAUUAAAAAAAUAAAAAAUAAAUAAGGAAAAGAAAAUGAGAAACUAAAAUGAGAACUAAAAGUAAACGAAAUGCGACAAACACUAUAGUUUAUACAUAGUAUUUAUAUGAAUCGUGUACUGUAUAUGAUAUGCUGUCUAAUCCCUAAUCCUAACACACACAUACCCAUUACAUCUAUAAUUUGAAUAUUUUAUUUAGUUUUUUAAGCAUCUGUGCGUAAAAAGCGAUAUAUAUAACUCUAUAUUAUGAUUAUGAGUAAAUUAAAUAAUAGUUUUUAAUAGUUUUUAAACAGAAA
Messenger RNA from Drosophila ananassae, 5732 nucleotides. It is a transcript of the gene flfl, whose product is annotated as serine/threonine-protein phosphatase 4 regulatory subunit 3. Gene Ontology annotation, cellular component: nucleoplasm; protein phosphatase 4 complex. The record is from RefSeq and is a predicted model, not a curated record. Lineage: Eukaryota; Metazoa; Arthropoda; Insecta; Diptera; Drosophilidae. The transcript is spliced from 10 exons. Gene Ontology annotation, molecular function: protein phosphatase activator activity. Gene Ontology annotation, biological process: DNA damage response; protein dephosphorylation. Bases 450 to 3413 code for a protein of 987 amino acids.